Grammomys surdaster is the source of this 3739-nucleotide messenger RNA. RefSeq names its product alanyl aminopeptidase, membrane (gene Anpep). The record is from RefSeq and is a predicted model, not a curated record. Gene Ontology annotation, biological process: proteolysis; peptide catabolic process. Gene Ontology annotation, cellular component: cytoplasm. The coding region runs from base 407 to 3352 and encodes 981 amino acids. Gene Ontology annotation, molecular function: peptide binding; metalloaminopeptidase activity; zinc ion binding. Lineage: Eukaryota; Metazoa; Chordata; Mammalia; Rodentia; Muridae. The transcript is spliced from 21 exons.
UUAAUUGAAUGGACUCGUGGGUCUGCCUGCUGUUCAGGUAGAUCACUGCCUUACCCCUGCCUCUGGGUGCCAAGCGUGCAGCCUGCCCUCCAGCCCCGACUCCACCUGAUCUCCACCCCCCCACCAGCCAGGCCACCCGCAGCGGGUAACCAUACACUGUGUAGGUUACAGCAGGGAUCUCCCCCACCCCCGAAGCCAGCUUUGCAUACAGUUUCAUUUCUGAUCUCUCUAAAGCCCGGGCAGAGCAUACCCCUGUCCAGCCUAGUGACCUUCGCCUGAGCUCUGGUUAAUAUUUGUCUGAUCCAAAGGCAGUGGGGCUCCGCCCCCGUGAAGAUAUAAACUGGCCCGGGGCUGCUCUGCCUUCCUGUUGGCCUGAGCUACUCCAAGCUCCCUGCCCACCAGCAUCAUGGCCAAGGGUUUCUACAUUUCCAAGACCCUGGGCAUCUUGGGCAUCCUGUUGGGCGUGGCAGCUGUGUGUACCAUCGUAGCGCUGUCGGUGGUCUAUGCUCAGGAGAAGAAUAGGAAUUCAGAGAACUCUGCCGUAGCCCCCACGCUCCUGGGCAGCACCUCAACCACCACCUCAACUACCACCUCAACUACCACCUCAGCCACCACCUCAACUACCAGCCCUGCUAUAGAUGAAAGCAAACCUUGGAACCAGUAUCGCUUGCCUAAGACUCUUAUACCUGACUCCUACCGGGUGACCCUGAGACCCUACCUCACCCCCAACGAGCAGGGCCUGUACAUCUUCAAAGGUUCCAGUACUGUUCGCUUUACCUGCAAUGAGACGACGGACGUCAUCAUCAUCCACAGCAAAAAGCUCAACUACACCCUCAAAGGGAACCACAUGGUGGUGUUGCGAGCCCUGGAUGACUCUCAGGCACCUAACAUUAGCAAAACUGAACUGGUAGAGCGUACUGAGUACCUGGUGGUGCACCUGCAGGGGUCCCUGGUAAAGGGCCAUCAGUACGAGAUGGACAGUGAGUUCCAGGGGGAGCUGGCUGAUGACCUGGCUGGCUUCUACCGCAGCGAGUACAUGGAGGAUGGCAACAAGAAAGUGGUGGCCACAACGCAGAUGCAGGCUGCUGACGCUCGGAAAUCCUUCCCAUGCUUCGAUGAACCAGCCAUGAAGGCCUCGUUCAACAUCACGCUCAUCCACCCCAGCAACCUCACUGCUCUGUCUAACAUGCUUCCCAAAGGUUCCAGUCCCUUGCCGGAAGACUCUUCCUGGACCGUUACUGAGUUCCACCCCACCCCCAAGAUGUCCACGUACCUGCUGGCCUAUAUCGUGAGCGAGUUUAAAUGCGUAGAAUCCAACUCAUCCAGUGGUGUCCAGAUUCGAAUCUGGGCUCGGCCCAGUGCCAUUGAUCAGGGCCAAGGUGAUUAUGCACUGAAUGUUACAGGCCCCAUCCUAGACUUCUUUGCCCAACAUUAUAAUACAUCUUACCCGCUACCAAAGUCUGACCAGAUUGGCCUGCCUGACUUCAAUGCUGGAGCCAUGGAGAACUGGGGGCUAGUGACCUACCGUGAGAGUUCCAUGGUCUUUGACAGUAAUUCUUCCUCCAUUAGCAACAAGGAGCGGGUGGUCACUGUAAUUGCUCAUGAGCUGGCCCAUCAGUGGUUCGGCAACCUGGUGACGGUGGAUUGGUGGAAUGACCUGUGGCUGAACGAGGGCUUUGCCUCCUAUGUAGAAUAUCUGGGUGCUGACUAUGCAGAACCCAGCUGGAAUCUGAAAGACCUCAUGGUACUGAAUGACGUGUACCGUGUGAUGGCCGUGGACGCGCUCGCCUCUUCCCACCCACUUUCCAGCCCUGCCGAUGAGGUCAAAACGCCAGCCCAGAUCAGUGAGCUGUUUGACACCAUCACCUACAGCAAGGGAGCCUCAGUCAUUAGGAUGCUGUCCACCUUCCUGACAGAGGACCUGUUCAAGAAGGGCCUUUCAUCUUAUCUUCAAACCUUCCAAUACUCGAACACCAUUUAUCUGGACCUGUGGGAACACCUGCAAAAGGCUGUGGACCAACAGACAGCUGUCACACUCCCAGCCUCGGUGCGCACCAUCAUGGACCGCUGGAUUCUACAGAUGGGCUUUCCUGUCAUCACUGUGGACACCAGUACAGGAGAAAUCUCCCAGGAACACUUCCUCCUGGACCCCAAUUCCAAUGUUACCCGCCCCUCAGACUUUAAUUACCUCUGGAUUGUGCCCAUUCCGUUUCUCAAAAGUGGACAAGAGGAGGAGCCCUACUGGCUGGAGGUCCAGAAAAACCAGAGUGAAAAAUUCCGGACAUCGUCGUCACCCGAUGACUGGAUCUUACUGAACACUAAUGUAACCGGCUACUAUCAGGUUAACUAUGAUGAAAACAACUGGAGGAAGCUUCAGAAUCAGCUGCAAACAGAUCUUUCUGCUAUCCCUGUCAUCAACCGGGCACAGAUUAUCCAUGACUCCUUCGACCUGGCCAGUGCUCAAAAGAUACCCAUCACUCUGGCGCUGAACAACACCCUCUUCCUGGACAAAGAAACGGAAUACAUGCCCUGGUCGGCUGCCCUGAGCAGCCUGAACUACUUCAACCUCAUGUUGGACCGCACAGAGGUCUAUGGCCCCAUGAAGAGCUAUCUGAAGAAGCAAGUCACACCCCUCUUCUUCCACUUCCAAAGUAUAACCGGCAACUGGACCAGUCGUCCUCCAACACUAAUGGAGCAGUAUGGUGAAAUUAAUGCCAUCAGCACGGCCUGUUCCAAUGAUCUCAAAGAGUGUAGGGACCUGGUUGUUGGGCUUUAUAGUGAGUGGAUGAACAACACUGAUAAUAACCCGAUCCACCCCAACCUUCGGUCUACUGUCUAUUGCAAUGCUAUCGCUUUUGGCGGCGAGGAAGAGUGGAACUUUGCUUGGGAACAGUUCCAGAAAGCAACUUUAGUGAACGAGGCAGACAAACUCCGGACAGCCUUGACCUGUAGCAAAGAGGUGUGGAUUUUGAACAGGUACCUGAGUUACACUCUGAACCCAGACUACAUCCGGAAGCAGGAUGCCACGAACACCAUCAUCAACAUCGCCAACAAUGUGGUUGGGCAGACUCUGGCUUGGGACUUUGUCCGGAGUAACUGGAAGAAACUGUUUGAGGAUUACGGUGGAGGAUCUUUCUCCUUUGCCAAUCUCAUCCAGGGAGUGACCCGGCGCUUCUCCACUGAGUUAGAGCUGCAGCAGCUGGAGCAGUUUAAGGUGGAGAACUCGGCGACGGGCUUUGGCUCCGGCACUCGGGCUCUGGAGCAAGCCCUGGAGAAGACGAAAGCCAACAUCAACUGGGUGAAGGAGAACAAAGAUGUGGUACUCAAGUGGUUCACAGAGAACAGCAGUUAGUCCCUGGUUCUGAGAACCACUUGUCCCAGUGUGACACCUCUGACUAUCUCAGCAGCCUGUGCAGGGUCUCUAUCCUCAGAGCUCCACACACCAGCAUCCUACCCUCAAGGAUGAAGUCUCCAGCCUAGCUCCUGAUUGUCAGGCUGCCAGAUACCUCCCAGUUCUUGCCCCUCAUGCCAGCUCUGCCCCAGACUCAGGCCUCUGGGGCUGAUCUCAGGGAAGCCCAGCUCUGAGGCUAGAUUUACUGGACAAAGGGCAGCUACAGAGAGUCUCCCUGAAUGCUCUGCUACUUUCCCCCCACAAGACCCAGAACCAAAGAAUCAACAGAGAAUAAGAUCUAUAUAUAUAUUUUUAAGAGAAAAUGUAAAUAAAUAAUUUCUAAAAUGA